UUGGUUAUCACUCCUCGACAGACAGUCUGUAAACAUGGCGCAGGAACCCUGGAAUAAAGUUCAUAUUCCAUUUCCAAGCGCUGUUUCUUCAAGUCGAAUCGCAUUUACCGAUACAACAGGUGUCCUGAUUGAACGUCUGCUUGCUGACUGUAAGAGAGCGUUGACACUGUUAUGCAGCGAAGUCCUGCAGACAGAAAUCCGUGUGAUGUAUGAAUUACUUUACAUCUUGAACAAUAGCUUCAGACAACACAAGCCUUUUCGAUCCUUAAAGCAGGUCGAACAAUGCAUAAACCGCUUGAAAGAGAUGAAGUUACAAGGAGCGAUAGAAGACCUGACCGAAUUGUGUCCAAACAAACAUCAGAGGGAUGCUGGAACAGAUGUUGGUGAGUGUGACGUUCCCAGUCAGCCCAUGUUGGAGUGGAUCUGUCUUAAACUUCUUGGUGCCUCCAGCCUGCUAGCUCGAACACUGGAACGGUGCACCAAAGCGUUCCUGCGGACACGACAACACCUGCACCUGGGUGAAUUCAUUGUCCUGAAUGUGGUAAUAACCAGCAUGUUAAGUCGCCUCUGGGUCUUCUUCAGAGGCAUUUUGAGAGCCCUCAUCCCCAUGUAUGGACGAACCAUUGAACUGCUCAUGAUGGUGAGGCAGUCCCAGUCCAUGGGCUACCUCACAGACUUUACCCUGCCUGGGAACCUCAAAGACUUUCUGUUCCAUUCACACCCUGAUCUGCCAAUAGAAGAUGACUUUACAAAACCAUCAUGGGCCUCAAGAUGGCAUAAAAAGCACCAGUUUUCUAUUCUUGGCAGGCUUUUUGAGAAGACUGAAAGGGAGGAGGACAAGGGACAAGAGGAGAGAGGGAUGAUCCCAGUAUUAACUUCUGAUCACUAUGAAGGCUCUAGUAUAGAUCUGGGAACAGCAGUCCUACAGCAACGACCAGAAAUCUCAUCCUAUGGACUGGACAUAAAAGCUAUGCUUCAACAACCUUGCAAACCAAUGAAACAGAUUAUGUCUCAAGGGGCAAAAUUGGAUAGCUCCCGCCAAGUUGGAGUCUCUCAAAAGAGAAAGUUAGUGAACUUGCUGCGGAAGGUGUCAUCCUUUAGCAACAUGACAGCCCAGCUAAAGGAAGUAAUACACUGGUGUAGGAGCUGUAAAUUACAUCAAGAGCGUAAGCGUGUGUCCUACUUACUCCUGAAGUCUUUGAGAAUGGAAAGUCUGGAAGCUGAUGGCAUCAGGGUGGAGAAGAGAUUAAAGACGUUUAAGUUAAAAGCUCAAAAGAUGAUGAUGCUUCAGAAGAAUGUUUCACUAAAAUGUUCCAGUUCCUUUUCUGCUAUUUGGAGAAUGCGGUGGCACCGCAGAACUUCCAUUAGAGCAUUCAUGACAAGCCACAGAACUACCAGACAAUCUGCGUUUGCAAGAAUGAGCUCUAAGACUGUUAAAGAAUCGUUUGCUGUGUCAUUAAAGAACAGGAGGAACUGCAGCACAGUGGAUCAACAAGAGGUGUCUGGACGUAAUGUGUCAUCUACUUGUGAGGAGGACAAAAUGCAUUUGCAGACUGUCAUGCAGAAACCAGUGAAGUUGCCCAAGAAUGACAUUGAUGAUAUUUUUGCAUCCAUUGGAUUUUAGGUUGUUAGAUGUAUGAAGAUUUUUUUACAGACCACAGCAAAUGUGAACAUAAAACAAAUUUUUAUGUACUACAUAUGGUAUAUGUAGUAUUUGAAAAUAAAGGGAUAGUUCAAUAAAAAAUUUAUAUUCUGUUUAUUUA
Messenger RNA from Triplophysa dalaica, 1763 nucleotides. It is a transcript of the gene rmp64, whose product is annotated as nucleolus and neural progenitor protein. The transcript has 9 exons. NCBI's taxonomy places the organism in Eukaryota, Metazoa, Chordata, Actinopteri, Cypriniformes, Nemacheilidae. Gene Ontology annotation, cellular component: nucleus. The coding region runs from base 35 to 1624 and encodes 529 amino acids. The record is from RefSeq and is a predicted model, not a curated record. Gene Ontology annotation, biological process: positive regulation of Notch signaling pathway.